CCGGCUAAGGCGCCUGCGCGGGCGGGCGGGCGUGCCCCCGGAAGCAGUUCCUCGGCCUGUGACACGUAGCAACAGGGCUACCGCCGGGUCUGGAGCUGAGUUGGAGGGGUUACUAGGGGCCGCUGGAGCCGCCGCUGCCGCCGCCGUAGCGUUUGAUCGUUGGCAAUGUCAGGCUUUGAUAACUUAAACAGCGGUUUCUACCAGACGAGUUACAGCAUCGACGAGCAAUCGCAGCAGUCCUAUGACUAUGGAGGAAGUGGAGGACCCUACAGCAAGCAGUAUGCUGGCUGUGACUACUCACAGCAAGGCCGAUUUGUCCCUCCAGACAUGAUGCAGCCACAGCAGACAUACACUGGGCAGAUUUACCAGCCAACUCAGGCCUAUCCUCCAACAACACCUCAGCCAUUCUAUGGAGACAGUUUUGAGGAGGAGCCCCCUCUGUUAGAAGAGUUGGGUAUCAAUUUUGACCACAUUUGGCAAAAAACGCUAACGGUGCUACACCCCCUGAGGGCAGCUGACGGCAGCAUCAUGAAUGAGACCGACUUGGCAGGGCCAGUGGUGUUCUGCCUUGCCUUUGGGGCCACGCUGUUACUGGCUGGCAAAAUCCAGUUUGGCUACGUAUACGGGAUCAGUGCAAUUGGAUGUUUAGGAAUGUUUUGUUUGUUAAAUUUAAUGAGUAUGACAGGUGUGUCAUUUGGUUGUGUGGCAAGUGUCCUGGGGUAUUGUCUUCUUCCCAUGAUCCUGUUGUCCAGCUUUGCAGUGGUAUUUUCUUUACAAGGAAUGGUAGGAAUUCUUCUCACUGCCACAAUUAUUGGAUGGUGUAGUUUUUCCGCUUCCAAAAUUUUUAUUUCUGCAUUAGCUAUGGAUGGACAACAACUUUUAGUGGCAUAUCCCUGUGCUUUGUUGUAUGGAGUCUUUGCCCUAAUUUCUGUCUUUUGAACUGAUUUUUGUCUGGGACAUGAAUAUCAGUGGACCGAAUUCAUAAAAAGGACCUUGGACUCUUAAAAUUGGACCAGCAAACAACUGCAGUGCAGCUCGUUCUGCUUCCCAGUAGCCUGGAAGUGGGAGAAAUAGACAUUUGUACAGGACAGUUGAACACCGUGGAGUCACCUGAGUCGGCUUGUUCUGAGUGUUUGUGCUUACACAGCCAAGAAGGACGACGAUUUCUUUUCUGAUCCUACAGCCUUUAACAACUCUUUUUCCUUACAAAUUAUAAUAGAAUGUUUUUGAUAGAUUUUUACUAAGUGGAAAACCAACCACAAAGCUGAUAAUCUUUCUCAAAAACAACCCAGUUAUAGUAAAGAAGAAACAAGUUUUACUGCAGAAAUAUUUUUCAAAGGAAUUAGGAAAGAAAAUAGUUGCUGUGUCCUCAAGUUAAGUGCACUGAAGUAAAGCUGAACAAAACCGAAUUCCAACCUAGAGCUUUUUGAGUUUGCACAUCAAAUAUUUGACAUUCCUGUAAAUUGUCUCAUGAAACUUAUGCUGAGAUUCAGAGAUACAAGCAGUUCACAACCUACCUUACUAUAGAGAUGAAAUAUGAACAACUAUUUAGACAUUAGUGUCAACUAAAUCUGGACUGGCCACGUGAAUGCUUAGUUCUGUCUCCACAUGUCCCACGAAAAAGAAAUCACUAAGUUUUUUUGAGAAAACAAUAUUUAAAAUUUCACAAUUUCAGUAUUGCAUUAUCAAUGUAUAGUGGAUUUGAUGCUUAUUAAAUUUUUCCCAAUUAACUCUGCUGUGGAGUUUACUUUCUCUAAACUACUGUUCUCUGUCUUUUCAUUAGGGUUUGAUUUUUCACUUCUGAUAUAAACUCAGUUUUAAAAGUAGAAGUAACCUAGUGUACAGUCAGGCAGAUACAAAGUUAGAAGGUGUUUACUUUGAAUGACAGUAUUAACUUCCUGACUUUAAAUUCACUUGGUUUAUAUCAUUAUUACAGAUUCUGGAGACAGAAUCUGCAGGGACAUGUUACAUGUCUUGUGUGUGGACUCCUGGCUUUUAAACCGUCUCAGAUUUUGGACAAUUCUCAGUAGUAGUUAAGAACAAGAAUGAGAUAGAAAAUAAGGUUUGACCUUUUUAUAAGACGAGACCAGCAGCCAAAAGAAAAAUGCUAAAUUAAUAUAUGUCUACUAUUUAUUAGAGUAAAUUUUCACAUAGAAAAGAAGCGUCACACAUGAUUUUCUUACUUUAUUCUCAGUAUUCUGGGUUUCAUACUGAUGCUAAGUUUCAGACUAUACUUUGACACUUAAUAAAUUGCUUUUGAAACUUA
This is a messenger RNA of Mus pahari (shrew mouse), 2266 nucleotides long. It is a transcript of the gene Yipf5, whose product is annotated as Yip1 domain family member 5. Gene Ontology annotation, cellular component: membrane; trans-Golgi network. The transcript has 6 exons. Gene Ontology annotation, biological process: vesicle fusion with Golgi apparatus; regulation of ER to Golgi vesicle-mediated transport; endoplasmic reticulum to Golgi vesicle-mediated transport. Bases 166 to 939 code for a protein of 257 amino acids. Lineage: Eukaryota; Metazoa; Chordata; Mammalia; Rodentia; Muridae. The record is from RefSeq and is a predicted model, not a curated record.